Messenger RNA from Eremothecium sinecaudum, 672 nucleotides. It is a transcript of the gene ERG2, whose product is annotated as C-8 sterol isomerase ERG2. The record is from RefSeq and is a predicted model, not a curated record. Gene Ontology annotation, biological process: ergosterol biosynthetic process. NCBI's taxonomy places the organism in Eukaryota, Fungi, Ascomycota, Saccharomycetes, Saccharomycetales, Saccharomycetaceae. Gene Ontology annotation, cellular component: endoplasmic reticulum. The transcript has a single exon. The coding region runs from base 1 to 672 and encodes 223 amino acids.
AUGCGUUGGCUUGGAAUUAUCAGCGCUCUGGCGCUACUGAGUAUUUGGAUGUAUAAGGCCGUUUAUACCUGGUUGCCCAACCACUAUAUUUUUGAUCCCGCUACCAUAAACGAGAUUUGUAAUGACGCGUUGGCCAAAUACGACACAACAUCCGCGGACUUCAACCUAAAGGACCUUCUCACAGAUGUUAGAAAUGAAUUAGCUAGUCAUUAUGGUGACAAAUUUAUCAACGAGAUGGUAGAAGAAGACUGGCUUUUUAACAACGCCGGUGGGGCAAUGGGCCAAAUGUUAGUGCUACAUGCAUCGUUCAGUGAGUACUUGAUCUUCUUUGGCUCUAUGGUUGGUACGGAGGGUCACACAGGUAUCCAUUUUGCCGAUGACUACUUUACCAUUCUUCAUGGACAGCAAUACGCUGCUAAUGCCAGCGCGCUCACGAAAGAAGUAUACAAACCUGGAAUGACGCACCAUCUCCCACUCGGCCAUGUAAAGCAAUACGGCAUGGAACCAGGUACCUUUGCAGUAGAGCUCGCUCAGGGAUGGAUUCCAUGUAUGCUACCAUUUGGUAUUUUAGACACUUUCACCAGCACAAUGGACUUUAUAACCUUAUAUCAAACCGUUAAAGUCUCUGCCACCAAUAUGUUACGUAAUUUCCUUGUGAACCGUAAGUUCUAA